CAUCCCCCGUAAAGACAUCGUAAAUGUAGCCGACGUAUGAGGGUGGAUUACUCGUGAGUUUCAGCCGAUUAGAGUGUGACCUUUGAGGCGAAGAAGGCAAAACAUUUCCUCGCGUGUUCGGUAAUAUUCUCAUAAUCACAAGUACGAUUGUCUUCGAGUUUAAAAUACUUGUUUUACACAUCACUACAAAGCGGUUGGCACACGAGACAAUUAACUCAGGCACGAAACAGCACGAAACAUGGGACGUGAGAACUGUGUUGUUCUAGUGUUGGUCUACGUGUAUUUGGAAUUAGGUGCACUUGUGAGUGGAGCAAUUAUGUAUCCAUCCGUACACUGGAGUUCCCAAAACCCUCGAUUUAAAGAAGGAACUUUUCGUUUAAAUGUUCUACCACUGUCAAAAAUUAACAUCAUCUGCCCACACAUGGCGACAUCUCUGUUGAAAACAGAUGACUCAAACAGUAAUUCACGUUAUGAAAAUUUUUGGAUAGUUGAUAAUUCAAGUUACCACUCUUGUAAUGUCAACACAAGCAUAGCAGACAACAAGAUUCUCUUUGAGUGCAACAAGCCAUUACAGUUAAAUUUUGAGCAGCUUGUAUUCCAGUCACAUGGUAUGGCUGUAGCAUUUAAAAAAGGAAAGACUUACUAUUUUAUAUCCACAUCAACUGGGUCCUUAAACUCACUUGUUAAUACAAAAGAUGGACACUGUCAGACAGAUAACAUGAAAAUGCAAAUAUACAUUUGUAAUGGAACCCAGGAUGUGCAUUGUUCCAGUGUCAAACCCACAACACCGCCAGCCAUGCUAGGUGUAGAUGUCAUGAUAAUAAAGAUUACAUCAAAGCCAAGUACAACGAGAAUGGAGACUACACAGCUAUCAUCUUCACAACGGCCAUCACUUGCAAAACUGACCAGCACACAGACCCCAAGGGAACCUGAAGUAGUAGGUUAUUUAGAAAAGGAAAAAGAAGCUGCUGUAACAAGUGUUACUGUUUGGAUAGUGAUUGUGGUAAUGUUGGGAGCAAUACUGGCUGUCUCAGUUGGAAUUAACUUCCAUUUUUGGAGGAAGCAAAAGCAAUUUGGAUCUAAAAAGCCUACUUGUGAAAGAGGAAAUAGCUUGAGUCCUCCGUUAAUGGAUCAUGUGUGAGACAGUACCAAAAUUUAGGUCGCUCACAACAUUUUCCACAUUUUUCAGCAUUUCUUCUUUGAUGGAUCAAUUCACCUUCUUGUAUUAAUAAAUUUACUGAUGCUCCAAUAAUGGUAUCAAAGAAAUGCCUAGUCAUUGAUGAACAAAUUUUGGCCUUUUUCUUGAUGCACAAUAUUACCACAGCAACAGUGUAUUCCAUUAAAAUCACCUUUAAUUUAGCUUUGUGGGCUUAUAAGUCAAAAACGAGUCCAAUGAUCCCAUUAAUUGCAAGUAGCAUAUUUAAAUGCAACUUUUGCCAAGUUUAAAAAAGAACAUUGUGGGAGUAGAUUCAGACCUACCUUAAAUUUUUGAAAAUGCUGCUAAAUCCUCUCCCACAAUUUUUGUUUUCUUUUAAUUUUGGUAGCAAGUAAAAUCUUGCUUGACAUGCUAAUUACUAUUUGAUGUUAAAAAAUUGUGGUUACCAGACUCGUUUUUGAAUUAUAACCCAUAAUAUUAAAAUUAAGGGUGUUUUCAUUGACUUAUACUGUUGCUACAGCAUCUUGUUAAGUCAAGAAAAUAACUAUGCCUUGCCCACCAAUGGUUGGGUAUUUGUUUGGUGCCAUUACUAAGGUGUCAACAGGAAAUUAGCGGCAGUAGUAAUCCAUGAAAGUAGAAAUGCUGUGACAGACUGGAAAUUGUUGUGAGCCACCUGAUCCUUUAAAGAGUGUAAUUUCUAUGUUAGGUGUAAAGUAAAGGACUGGCAUGCUAAAAAAUGAUAAAGGACACCAAGGAUACAACAUCAAAUUAAAGACAGCUUUUAGGAUGGUAUAUUUUAUGCAAAUAAAAGAAUGUAAUUAGAUUGUGUUCUUAUCCCAUUUCCUGAAUUGCUUUGGUAGCUUUUUGACAAUUAGCAUUUAAUUAAUGGUAGGCAUAUUAAAUAUUUUAAAUUUAAAUUUUGAAUUUGAAUUUCAGCGCGUGCAGUCCACGCACAAUAGUAUUUACAAUUUGCAGUUGAGUAUAUCUUUUAGAAUAAGCAUGAUAGCAGAUAAUAUUAUAAAGAAAAAUAACUCAGGUUGUACUGAGAAAUAACAAAUCAAAUAUUUCGUAGACAACAACAACAAUCUUUAUUUGUACUCUUUCCUUGCCUACAAUUUACAUACACUGCCUUAUAGUUACAGGAAGUGACCUUAGGGUACUGGCUGCCUGGAAUAACCAUAAGGGCUAGCAGAGCUAGGCAGCUGGUUGAUAUUAUUACAAGUCGGCAAGACAGCAUCAACUCACACAUAAAAAAAAAGCAAAUAGAAACACACAAAGACAGAGAAAGUGAUUCUUGGACCAGUGCCAU
Orbicella faveolata is the source of this 2465-nucleotide messenger RNA. Its product is annotated as ephrin-B2a-like. Gene Ontology annotation, molecular function: ephrin receptor binding. Gene Ontology annotation, biological process: ephrin receptor signaling pathway; axon guidance. The record is from RefSeq and is a predicted model, not a curated record. Gene Ontology annotation, cellular component: plasma membrane. NCBI's taxonomy places the organism in Eukaryota, Metazoa, Cnidaria, Anthozoa, Scleractinia, Merulinidae.